AUGAAGACCAGUAUCCUGCUUAUGUUCCUUUGGGGGUUGUCUUGUGCUCUUCCCGUAACCAGGUAUCAAAAUACUGAAUCCGAGAGCUCUGAAAAAUGGAAGGGUCAUUUGGCUCAGACACAAACACCACCUCUGGAGAGCAGUGAGUCAUCAGAAGAAAGUAAAGUUAGCUCAGAGGAACAGGUAAAUGAAGACCCCAGCGACAGCGCUAAAUCAGAGGAAGGCCUGGGCCUUGAUGAUCAUUGGUAUGUUCAUAGACCAGCUGGUGGCCUCUCUAGGCAUGCAGGAAAAGAAGGAGAUGAUAAAGACAAUGAUGAAGAUGACAGUGGAGAUGACACCUUUGGUGACGAUGAUAAUGGCCCAGGACCUGAAGAAACACAAGGAGGAAACUCCAGACUCAGAAGUGAUGAAGACUCAGCUGACACCACACAAUCCAGGGAAGAUAGUGCCUCUCAAGGGGAAGACAGUGCCCAAGGUACCACCAGUGAGAGCAGGGAUCUUGACGAUGAGGAUGAGGGGAACAGCAGACUUGAGGGAGAUGACUCCACUCAAGAGAGUGAGAGUGAGGAGCACUGGGUGGGAGGUGGCAGUGAGGGAGACAGUAGCCAUGAGGAUGGCUCUGAGUUUGAUGAUGAAGGGAUGCAGAGCGAUGAUCCAGACACCAUCAGGAGUGAGAGAAGCCACUCCAGAAUGAACAGUGCCAGUGUCAAAUCAAUAGAAUCAAAUGGGAACAGUGAUGAGCAUGUAAGCACUCAGGAUUCAGGUGAGAGCCAAUCCACGGAGAAUCCCAGUAGGAAAUUUUUCAGAAAGUCCCGCGUAUCUGUGGAAGAUGACACAGAUGAUCUUGACAAUAGCAACACAAUGGAAGAAGUCAAGAGUGACUCCACAGAAAACACUAACUCCAAAGAAACUGGCCUCAGACAAUCCAGAGAAAACAGCAAGAGUGAAUCUCAAGACAGUGAGGAGAAUCAGUCUCAGGAUGACAGUCAAAAUGUACAAGACCCCAGUAGUGAGUCUAGUGAAGAGGUUGACCUGCCAUCUCCAGAAACUAGUAGUGAGUCUCAGGAAGAGGUAAUGAGUAAAUCUAGGGGUGACAACCCAGAUAAUACCUCCAGUCACUCAGAAGAAGGUCAAGAAGACAGUGACACCAGUGAAGAGGAGAGUUUGAGUAAACCCUCCAGUUCAGAAAGCAAAUCCAGAGAGGAGCAAGCUGACAGUGAAUCCAAUGAGAGCCUCAAAUACUCAGAAGAAAGCUCGGAGUCCAUUGAAGAUGAAAACAGCUCCAGCCAGGAGGGCCUCCAGUCUCACAGUGCCUCUGCAGAGAGCCAGAGUGAUGAAAGCCAGUCGGAACCAGACAGCCAGUCUGAGGAAGGUGAUGGCAGUGAUUCUGAGGACAGCAGCAAGUCACAAGAAGAUAGCAUCUCUACUGAGAGCGAUUCAAGCAGUGAGGAAGAUGGCCAGUCAAAAAACACUGAGAUAGAAAGCAGAAAACUAACAGUUGAUGCUUAUCACAACAAACCCAUUGGGGAUCAGGAUGACAAUGACUGUCAAGAUGGCUAUUAG
This is a messenger RNA of Phyllostomus hastatus (greater spear-nosed bat), 1563 nucleotides long. It is a transcript of the gene DMP1, whose product is annotated as dentin matrix acidic phosphoprotein 1. NCBI's taxonomy places the organism in Eukaryota, Metazoa, Chordata, Mammalia, Chiroptera, Phyllostomidae. Bases 1 to 1563 code for a protein of 520 amino acids. Gene Ontology annotation, biological process: ossification; extracellular matrix organization. The transcript is spliced from 5 exons. Gene Ontology annotation, molecular function: extracellular matrix binding. Gene Ontology annotation, cellular component: extracellular matrix. The record is from RefSeq and is a predicted model, not a curated record.